Molecule: messenger RNA, 780 nt
Organism: Vicugna pacos (alpaca)
Lineage: Eukaryota; Metazoa; Chordata; Mammalia; Artiodactyla; Camelidae
Source: RefSeq, a predicted model, not a curated record
AUGCUGAAGCAGGUUGUACUCUCUGCCGCUUCUUCCCGUGUGGCCCCUCCCCUGAGGAACGCAGCCCUCCUGGGUCCAGGCAUUGCAGGCAAAAGGAUCUUUCACAUCAAGCAGCGAAGUCUUGCCUCUGUGCCACCUGUUCCUGAAUAUGGAGGAAAAGCUCAUUUGGGGCUGAUCCCUGAGGAAUUCUUUUGCUUCCUUUAUCCUAAAACUGGUGUAACAGGACCCUACGUGCUUGGAACUGGGCUCAUCUUAUAUCUACUCGCCCAAGAAACGCAUAUGAUAACUGCAGAGACCUUCUCUGCCAUAUCAGCAGUAGGGGUGCUUGUCUAUGUAGUUAAAAAAUAUGGCACCUCUAUUGGAAAAUUUGCUGAUAAACUCGAUGAGCAAAAAACUGCCCAACUAGAAGAGGGGAAACAGGCUUCCAUCCAAAACAUUCAGGAUGCGAUUGAUCUGGAGAAGUCACAGCAGGCACUGGUUCAGAAACGCCAUUACCUUUUUGAUGUCCAGAGGAAUAACACUGCGAUGGCCGUGGAGCUUAUGUACUGGGAACGGCUGCAUAGGGUACACAGGGAGGUAAAGUAUAGCUUGGACUAUCACAUCGCUGUGCAGAACGUGAUGCGUCGAAAGGAACAAGAGCACAUGAUAAACUGGGGGGAGAAGCACGUGGUUCAGAGCAUCUCUGCACAGCAGGAAAAGGAGACAGUUGCCAAGUGCACUGCAGAUCUGAAGGUCCUCGCAGAGAAGGCUCAAGCACAGCCAGUUCUGUAACUGCAUCUA